AUGGCUCCCAAAGGAGGGGGUGGUGGUGCUGGCGCGAAGAAACUAAACAAUAGUUUCGACGGCCAACAGUCACAAUCGUCCACAACAACAAAAGCACCACCAACAAAGAAAACAACAACAACAAUGACACCGACAACAACGACCAACACACAAAGAACUGGCCUAGUCGGCAGCACGCCAAACCCAAAGAAAAACAACCAACAGCCUUUCAGUAUUGCCCCUCUGGUUCUAGAGGGAGCCAAAUUGACAAAAAUGGCAUUAAAUGAUAUUUUGAAGCAGCAAUUUAGCGACAUCAAAAUUACUGACAUCCAACUCGGACGUUCAGGAAAUUUUACUCUCUAUGCGUAUGAUGUUAAAUCGUUCAAUCGUCUCCUCAACGAAUUAACGACAAAAUUAGCUGAAAAUGGUCAAACCGACCUUAGUGUCUAUGUUCCUCGAUCUAUUCAACGGAUCAAGGAUACAGAAAAAAUGGCUUUCGUCAAACGGGUUGAUCUUGAAAUUCCUGAUGAUCGAAUAACAGCAGCAUUAACGGCCGUCGGUCUUGAUGUAACCAACGUUACUCGGCUCACCAGCAAAGAUGGAAAGACCCCAACAAGAACAAUCAAAAUAUCAUUUAGUGAUGUUCAAAAUCGAAACACUUUCGUGCAUACUGGGUUACAGGUGGAUUGCAUGCACUUCACCGCUGAGCCAGCAUCACAAAAUAACAAGCCGGUGCAAUGCUAUAUAUGCUUGCAAUUCAAUCAUGUGGCCAAAUACUGCAAAACGAAGCAACAAGUAUGUGCCAAAUGUGGUGAAAACCACAAAUUGGACCAAUGCUCUGUUGCCAACGAUGCAGCCAAAUGCCACAACUGUAAAGGUAAUCAUUUAGCUACCUCUAUAGAUUGUCCACUCUUCAAGGAUCAAGAAAAAAGAAUGCUAAACUUGAUUAACCAAUACGCAACAGCAAGCAGACCAACAACAAUAGUACCGGCCCUCCACGACAACAACCACUUCCCACCAUUACCAAAUGUAUUCCAACAACGACAAGAUAGUUUCCAAAACGACUUAUUCGAUCAAAUGUUCAAUGCAUUCAGUAGCAAAAUGGAAAAAUUAAUCGAAGAAACAACAAGCCGAUUAUUCCGUAAGCUACAGAAAAAGAUCAAAUGCAUCGAAAAGUCAAUUGGAUUAUAUGGAAAAGGCCAAGAUGAUGCUUCAACAGACUCUGACUCUGACUCUCAGGAGGAAAGUCAAGUAGUUAAGCACAUCAAAGCUAGCCAACAGAAAAAUCAACCUCUAACAACCGAUUCAUCGAUCACAACCUCGUCAAAGGUCAAUACAGCUUCCAAUAUUCCUCUUCCUAAACAACAUCGAACACAAGAGCAAAUCGAAGCUAACAAUACGCACAAGAGACUGCGUGCGUCGAGUAGUCCACCAGACGCAAAGACGAAGAAAAACAACAACAACAAAAACCCGAGAACGAGUGAUAUCGAUGAUUCGGAUAUGUCACAUUAA
Adineta ricciae is the source of this 1491-nucleotide messenger RNA. NCBI's taxonomy places the organism in Eukaryota, Metazoa, Rotifera, Eurotatoria, Adinetida, Adinetidae. The record is from the annotation of a GenBank genome assembly.